Momordica charantia (bitter melon) is the source of this 408-nucleotide messenger RNA. The record is from RefSeq and is a predicted model, not a curated record. Lineage: Eukaryota; Viridiplantae; Streptophyta; Magnoliopsida; Cucurbitales; Cucurbitaceae.
AUGUUGACUUCUAUUAUUGCUCUCUUAGCCGCUGAAAAACUUAAUGACGAUAAUCAUAAACAAUGGAAAUCGAACCUAAAUACUAUACUCGUGAUAGAUGAUCUCAGGUUUAUCUUGCAAAAGGAUUGUCCUCAAGCUCCUGCAUCUAACGUUGUUAUGGCGGUACGCAAUGCGUUGCCUAUGACCGGUGGAUCGAAGCCAGCAACGAGGCCAAUGUCUAACUCUUGGCAAGCAUAUCUAAUGUACUUGUUAAGAAGCGAGAACAUGGUCACUGUUAAGGAGAUCAUGGACUCGCUGCAAAGCAUGUUUGGACAACCAUCCUCAGAGGGUCGACAUGAAACCGUUAAGUUCAUCUAUAACUCCUGCAUGAAGGAGGCUAAUCAGUGCGAGAACACAUUCUCAACCUGA